AUACAAAAAUAUCAGAUAAAUUAAAUUCAUGUAACUAACCACACCUCACACACACCCACACACAAUGGCACACUCCAUCCAUGAAGAAACUGAAACCACCACCGCCACCCCACUCCUCCGCCGCAAUUGGUGGUGGUUCCAAGUCCCCUCCACCAUCAAGCUCAAAACUAGCCUCUCCUCAGAGCUCUCCGGCGCCGUCGGAGAUCUCGGAACCUACAUCCCCAUCGUACUAGCACUCUCACUAGUCAACAGUCUUGACCUCACCACCACCCUCGUCUUCACCGCUCUCUACAACAUCGCCACCGGCCUCCUCUUCGGCCUCCCUAUGCCCGUCCAGCCUAUGAAGUCCAUCGCCGCCGUCGCCAUCUCCGAAUCCCCUCCUCUCUCCAUCCCUCAGAUCUCCGCCGCCGGACUCUCCGUCGCCGCCGUCCUCCUCUUCCUCGGCGCCACCGGCCUCAUGUCCUUCCUCUACCGCUACCUCCCUCUACCCGUCGUUCGCGGCGUCCAGCUCUCCCAAGGACUCUCCUUCGCCAUGUCCGCCAUCAAGUACAUCCGCUACCAGCAGGACCUUGCCACGCAAACUUCAGGAGCAGCGAGGUCCUGGCUUGCUCUCGACGGCCUCCUGGUCGCCCUCGCCGCCACCCUGUUUUUAAUUCUAACAACAGGUGCUGGCGUGGACGACCAUAGCGCCGCCGAGAACACGCAAAGAGAAGAGUCGGAUGAAACCGACUCUCUCAAUAAAACAUCGCAAUCAAGAAUUAGUAGGAGAAUCAGAUUCCUAUCAAACAUUCCCUCCGCUUUGUUAGUGUUCUUGUUUGGCCUUGUUAUUUGUUUCAUUUCUGACCCUUCAAUCUUCGGCGAUCUGAAAUUUGGACCGUCGAAGAUCGCCUUGAUCAAGAUCACGUGGGAUGAUCUCAAGAUUGGAUUCUUUCGGGCAGCAAUCCCGCAAAUUCCGUUAUCCGUUUUGAAUUCCGUUAUUGCGGUUUGUAAGCUGUCUGGGGAUUUGUUCCCUGGAAAGGGAGAAGCUUCGGUUAUGAAAGUUUCGGUUAGUGUUGGUUUGAUGAACUUUGUUGGGUGUUGGUUCGGAGCCAUGCCAUGUUGCCACGGAGCUGGUGGUUUGGCUGGGCAAUACAGGUUCGGAGGUAGGAGUGGAGCUUCGGUGGUUUUUCUGGGGUUGGCAAAAUUGAUUCUUGCAUUGGUUUUUGGGAACUCGUUUGGGAGAAUCUUGGGACAGUUUCCGAUUGGGAUUCUUGGGGUUUUGUUGCUUUUUGCUGGGAUUGAAUUGGCUAUGGCUUCUAGAGAUAUGAACAGUAAAGAAGAGUCUUUUGUUAUGUUUGUUUGUGCUGCGGUUUCUCUUACUGGGAAUAGUGCUGCUUUAGGGUUCAUUGUUGGGAUUGUGCUUUAUUUGUUACUUAAAUUCAGGGAACUUGAUUGUGGUGCUUGUUUUGGGUUUACUACUAGGAAGGUUAAGGAUGAGGAAGCUAGUUUAAUUGGUAAUUAACAACAUGAUUAAGAUUAAGAUUAAGAGAAGGUGAUGGUGAUGUGAAGAUGUGAUCAAUAAAUUUGUGAUCUUGUGGGAAAUUCUCACUUGGGUAUGUGAGAAUCUAUGUGCCUUUUUUUUUCUCAUCGCCUUCUCAUAGAAAGGACUAAGUUUAUGUGAAUUUAUGUUGUUGGAAUGUUUGUGUUGUAACAUAAAUUGUAUUUAUAAGUAAUGGCGUUAUCUGCA
Arachis stenosperma is the source of this 1726-nucleotide messenger RNA. Its product is annotated as molybdate transporter 2. The transcript has a single exon. Gene Ontology annotation, biological process: molybdate ion transport. NCBI's taxonomy places the organism in Eukaryota, Viridiplantae, Streptophyta, Magnoliopsida, Fabales, Fabaceae. The coding region runs from base 65 to 1501 and encodes 478 amino acids. The record is from RefSeq and is a predicted model, not a curated record. Gene Ontology annotation, molecular function: molybdate ion transmembrane transporter activity.